GGCUGAAAACUGAGCUCAGAGUUAGGAAAACAUUUGAACUUUGACAGCUCACUUUGCCCUGAAACAGAACCCACGUCCAAACCCCCUCAAGUGGGGAGAUUUGACAGACGACCUGUUGGAACUCGUCUCUCAGUUUUUGUCAAAACCGCCUGUGUCUGCUGAAUGCUGUGACAAAAUGUCGAAGGAGAGUCAGCCAGAGUCUGUGUUGCUGUGUCCUCUUGGCACAGCAGCUGCUCCUGAGACAGAGCUGCUGUGUAUCUUUGGGACAGGGGACAUGGGACGCUCCCUGGGCCAGCGUCUGCUCCAGGCUGGUUACAGGGUGGUGUAUGGAAGCCGCAGACCCCACAGCUGCGGACCACUGCCUGCUGGAACACAGGUAAUGAGCCACGCUGCAGCAGCAAAGUUGGCCACUCUGGUCUUCCUGUGUGUCCACAGAAAAAAAUAUGAUUUCCUGGAGACACUUGCACCGCAAUUGAAUGGAAAGGUACUGGUGGACGUCAGCAACAACUUGAAGGAGGACGUUUAUCCAGAGUCCAAUGCUGAGUAUCUGCAAAGAUUGAUCCCUGGAGCUCAUGUGGUGAAAGCCUUUAACACAAUUUCUGCCUGGGCUCUGCAGAACGGACCAUCAGAUGCCAACAGACAGGUGUUGGUGUGUGGAAACUGUGCAGAAGCCAAGCAGACUGUAGUAGCUGUUGCCACCAAACUGGGCUUUGCUGUUCUGGAUAAUGGUUCUCUGUCUGCAGCCAGAGAACUUGAGGAAUUUCCCCUGCGGCUCUUCCCAGAGUGGAGGCUGCCGCUCCGUUUGGCCGUCGGCCUAACUGCCACAUUCUUCUUUUACCUGGUCAUUAGAGAUGUCGUUUAUUCCUAUGUAGAAGAUGGGAAAGACAUCUCCUUCAGGAUCAUGGUGUCUCUGGCCAACAAAGUGUGUCCCAUCGUGGCCAUCAUCAUGUUGGCUCUGUGUUACCUGCCUGGUGUCGUCGCUGCCAUUCUUCAGCUCUACAGAGGAACCAAAUACAAGCGCUUCCCUGAUUGGCUGGAUCGAUGGAUGCUCUGCAGGAAGCAGUUAGGACUGUUAUCACUGGGCUUUGCUUUCCUCCAUGUUCUCUACACACUCAUAAUUCCUUUCAGACAUUAUGUGAGAUACAGAAUUGCUGCAAGCACAAUCUUAAAGAUGAGAGAGAACACGACAGCAGUGCUGGACACCACCCUGGCCUGGCGCACGGACUCCUUCUACUCUAUGGGAAUUCUAGGCUUCGGUGUGUACAUCCUGCUGGGAAUUACUUCUCUUCCCUCCGUCAGCAACGCUCUCAGCUGGAGAGAGUUCAGCUUCGUACAGUCCAAACUGGGUUAUCUCACGUUGUUCCUCUGCACCUUUCAUACCUACCUGUAUGGUUGGAACAAGUUCCUCAGCCCGUCUAACUACAGAUGGUACACUCCUCCGGGCUACAUGCUCAGUCUGGUAUUGCCGUCAAUUGUAUUGGUGCUUAAACUGUUGCUCCUGGUGCCCUGCGUGGACCGCAGUCUCACCCGCAUUCGACAGGGCUGGGAACGGACUGAUCCGGAAGAUGCCAGUAAGCAAGCCCUGCUAAUGUAGCAUCCCUCGACCCCCCCAUUUAGAAGUUACCCUCCAGCCCCCCUACCUCCCCAGGAGCAGCUCUCCCACUGCGUUUUUUAUAAACGCAAUGACACUAAAGGCAUUCCAUUCUCAUGUCUGAAUUCCAGAUUGAAACAUUAGGUUACAUGGAAAUGAAAACACAAAGACUCUGCCGUAUCACGUGAAGGUUUGAACAACAAUCCAUGUUCAUAAAACCACACGGCUUCUCUUUUGUUGUUCCUGUUGAAAUUGUUCUUGCAAACACGUUACAUAAUGACAUUUUAAACUACAUUUUAUGCAGGAGCUUUUCAUCUUUCUGAGGUCAUGACCUCGUCCUCAUAUUAAAUCUGUGACGGACUCAUUUUUCUGUUCAGUUCUGUGAAUUCUGUCAUUCCAUUUGAUGGUGCUCAUGUCUUCAGCUCCGACACAAACAUCUACAGGCAACAGUAUCUGGACCUGAAUGUAUCAGGAGAGUCGUCUUCCAUGAGGGGAGACAUUUUCCCAUCAGGCUCAAGCACGUCCAAUAAACUGCCCCUAAAAUACAUUAAAAAUAAGGAAACAACACUGAUAAAGAAAUUUACCAUAAACAAAAAUACCCAUAAGUACUUGGUAAUGUGAGGAGCGCUGUGGGUAUCAGCAACCUGACAUUUAAAGAAUGUAAAGCGACAGGUGAGGUCGACCUUUUGGGGCUUGAACCGAACACCUUUUUCCAUUUAAUUAACUGGAACUCAUUCUUCACCAGCAUUUGACUGCGAUCCAUUUAAUGUAUUUCAAGUUUUUUUCACAAUCUUCAACAAUAUUGUAUGGAUAACUUGUGUUCACGUGAUUAUCUGUAUUUCUUGUAUGUAAUUUGUAAUGUUGAGAUUUUUAUUUGUUUGUUUUUCACCUUUUAAAUUACAUUUAAUUGUGAAUAGUC
Molecule: messenger RNA, 2510 nt
Organism: Cynoglossus semilaevis (tongue sole)
Lineage: Eukaryota; Metazoa; Chordata; Actinopteri; Pleuronectiformes; Cynoglossidae
Product: metalloreductase STEAP4
Exons: 11
Coding region: 176-1594 (472 amino acids)
Biological process (GO): copper ion import
Cellular component (GO): endosome; plasma membrane
Molecular function (GO): ferric-chelate reductase (NADPH) activity; cupric reductase (NADH) activity
Source: RefSeq, a predicted model, not a curated record